This is a messenger RNA of Sipha flava (yellow sugarcane aphid), 898 nucleotides long. RefSeq names its product charged multivesicular body protein 3 (gene Vps24). The transcript has 6 exons. The record is from RefSeq and is a predicted model, not a curated record. Gene Ontology annotation, biological process: endosome transport via multivesicular body sorting pathway; protein transport; late endosome to vacuole transport. The coding region runs from base 1 to 657 and encodes 218 amino acids. Lineage: Eukaryota; Metazoa; Arthropoda; Insecta; Hemiptera; Aphididae. Gene Ontology annotation, cellular component: ESCRT III complex; multivesicular body.
AUGGGUAUAUUCGGUAAAUCGCCUGCGCUCGAUCCCAAAGAACAAGUAAAACAAUGGACAUCAACCAUACGCAAAGAAUCCUACAAACUUGAUCGGCAGGUUCGAGCCAUUCAGAGAGAAGAGGAAAAGGUCAAACGCUCCAUGAAAGAUGCAGCGAAAAAAGGCAACAAGGAUGUUUGUAUCAUUCUUGCCAAAGAAAUACUGCGGUCGCGAAAGACCAUCAAUAAAUUGAUUACAUCGAAGACUCAUUUGAAUUCCAUACAGAUGCAAAUGAAAAAUCAACUGUCAAUUCUGAGGAUGGCCGGUUCAUUGCAGAAGUCUACUGAAGUGAUGCAAACGAUGCAUAAUUUGAUCAAAGUACCUGAGGUUGCAGCUACUAUGAGAGACUUGUCUAAGGAAAUGAUGAAGGCUGGAAUUAUUGAAGAAAUGUUGGAUGAUACAAUGGAAAACGUAAUGGAUGAUCCUGAAGAUAUGGAAGAAGAAGCACAAUCAGAAAUCGAUAAAGUUCUAUGGGAGAUCACAGCUGGAGCACUAGGUCAAGCUCCAAUGGCAGUUACUGAAACACCAGGUGGAACUGUACAGCCGGAAACAGAAACUAUUGAAGAAGAUGAUGACUUAGAAGAAAUGAAAAAUCGCUUACAGGCGUUAAAAAGUUAAGUGAAGACAAAACAAAAAUUAUAAAUAUAUCAUUUAUAAUUUACUUUAAUAAAAUUAAAUACCAAUUAUAAAUUGUAAAUGUUACUUAUAGAAAAUUUAACUAUUAAUUUUACUAGCAACAUUUCAACAUUUUCUAAUUUGAAAGUAAGUCAAUUGUUUUGUUUAAGUUGCAUAUUUCGAAGUUUUAUAUGUACUAACAAGCAUAACUUCAUAAUUUAAUUUAAAUUUAAUAAAGAAGUAG